Anisakis simplex (herring worm) is the source of this 643-nucleotide messenger RNA. The record is from the annotation of a GenBank genome assembly. Lineage: Eukaryota; Metazoa; Nematoda; Chromadorea; Rhabditida; Anisakidae.
CUGAAAUCGGAAUUGCCGAAAUGUCAUCAACUCGUGCGCUUGUUGUUGCCUUGGUUCUACUGCAACUUCUCAACGUAUUCUUCAUGACAACAAACGCUUAUUUGUCAGAUGGUCAACUUGACAGAUUCAAGAGGCAGUAUGGUUAUGGCGGUGGAUACAGCAACUACGGUGGUGGUGUUGAUAACAACUACGGAGGUACUGAUAUUGGCUCGAUUAAUACCGAUAAUACGGAUAUUACCGUGUACUGAAAGGAUCUGCUGUUGGAUGAAUAUCUCAUGAGGUUCACGAUCGACUGGCAGUGCACAGAAGUCAUGAUUAAAUGUACUUAUGGGAGUGUGAAGAUGAAUACGAUUCGAUUGAUUUGACAUUUGUUUUAUUGAAUGUUUAAUGAUGCAGUGCUUUAAGUUUUUGUUCUUAAUAAUAAACUUUGACUUGUACCUGACUGUGUUCGACGUUUCACGUUGAGAUGUUAGAGCUGACCCCGAGCACUUUUUGUAACAGUGGACAGUUUAUUUUUUGUUGCUUUAUUCCACAAGGUCAUGAGCACAACCACUUAUUUCGAUCCUUCAGUAAUGCAGAGUUUCGAUUUCAUGUUAAAUUCUCGUAACCUUAACUUACCAAAUGUUUUAUUAUUAGAAUCGCC